UUACUGCGGAGGAGAGAACAAGGGCAGCAAAUGAGCAGAAAAUGGAUGGUUGAACACAUUGUUAGUGAAAAAUUAAAUUUGUGUAGGGUUCAGUGACUGUAUUCAAUCAAUGCUAGAUAAGAUCAGCAAGUGAGAAUGUUACUAAAUUAGUCAUGCUAUAGUAGGAUAUCAUAUUAUAGUCAUGUCGGUUUUUGUUGGAGAUGCAAGGCCGAAGAGUCAUUUCGAAAUGGAAGCAUACUUUGAUCAUGACAUUGACCAUCUCGAUGAUUUAGACAUCGAUGAUGACGAAGAACACAACGCAAGGUCGCCAAGUGCCGCAGCUCCACCACCCGAAUUGUGGUAUCAUGGAAAACUUGAUCGUCUUGAGGCUGAAAAUAGAAUCAAUGAAGCAAAGAAACCAGGAUCUUAUCUAGUGAGAGAAAGUGAACGGAAACCAGGAAACUACUCCUUAGACUUUUUUGGGGUCACUGGACUUAGUCACUUCCGCAUUACUGCAAUUUGCGGUGAUUAUUAUAUUGGAGGAAGAAAAUUCUCAUCGCUUCAAGCACUCAUUGGAUAUUACACAACACUUGGGAGUUUGAUGAAAAAUGAAAAACUGGAACAUCCUGUGCCACCCCCAGAGCCAGUUCACAUUGCGUAUAGGGUGAGGGCAAAGCUUCCUUAUGAUGGUACUCCUGAUUCAGAUGAGCUCAGUUUUCAAAAGGGAGAAGUUUUUGUUGUGGAGAAUCUUAUCGACAGUGAUUGGCUAUGGGCAACAUCACUAAAAAGUGAAACAAGUGGACUUGUUCCAAAAGCACUGACUGAAGUUUUGGAUCCCAGUACAGAUCAGUAUGAAGGGCGUCCCUGGUUUCAAAAUGUCAGCAAGCAAGAGGCACAAUAUUUGCUGGAAACAUACGGCAAGGUUGGUUCUUUUGUGAUUCGGCCAAGUGUUGGUGGAGCUGGAGACUAUUCACUGUCGUUAAGAGAUCCAGAAGGGGUUGCAAGAUUCCUUAUCAAACGACAAGGAAAACUGUAUCAUUUUGGAGGAAGGAGUUUCCCAAGCAUGGAUGCAGUCAUUGAGAGGUACAAGAAAGAGUGCUUAGUUGAAGGACUUUCUUUAGGGGAGCCUCUAGAUUUGAGUGAAGUUGACUCAAAGUACGUUAGCAUAAAAGCGAAUGGAAAGUUUGAAGAUCAUGUCGAUGGCCCGCAUCUUCUGAGGUUGAACUCUAGAGGCUCGGAAAUCAUUCACAAAGAUAGGAUCAAAAGUGGUUAUAUGGUAAAGAAAGGAGCUAAAAAGUGGAAAAGAUUUUACUUUGCAUUGAAUGGCAGUGAGCAGCAUCUGUGUUACUUUGAGCACGUAAAGAGAACAAAGCCAAAGGGACUCAUCGAUUUGUCGUAUUCUGCAAUUUACCUAGUGCACCAAAGCUUAUUUGGCAGGCCUAACUGUUUUCAAAUUGUCGUGCGCGCGUUGAAUGAAACGACGACAUGCUAUCUGUGCACUGACACGAAUGACGAAGCUCGGGAAUGGAUGGAGGCGAUAUCGAGAUUUUGCGGUAAAGCAAAGAAAAAGCAGUUGAGCACCAACACAAGUCCAUCGAAAACAGUAAAAGAGCUACGAAGUCUGGAGCUGACGAUAUGUGAUGCACACAAACUGUCCACUGGAAAAACUUUGAAUCAGUAUUGUAUAGUAUCACUCAAUGAUGCCAUGACCUGUCGAACCAAACCCCAAGAGGGGCAAGCCCCUGUUUGGGCGGAGGAAUUCAAAUUCAACGAUCUUCCGAAUGACAUUACAUCAUUUACGGUUAGUUUGUACAACAGAAACAGAAGAGAUGUGGAAAUCGGCCGUGUCACCGUCCAAUUAGAGACAUUAAAAAAGGGGGAUAUUCUUGAUGAAUGGUACAAACUCAAUGCUGUGGCACACAAGCGAGAAAUAAAGGGAAGCGAAAUUGGUACCAUUCGAUUAAAAGCAAGAUAUACGCACGAGAUCAUAAUGCCUGUUGAGGAAUAUAGCCAACUUAAAGAGAUAUUGCUGACAAAUUUCCAAAUGAUAUCAGUUUUGGGUGACGUCAGUCGCGAUUUACCAGCACUGGCAACUUCAUUGUUGCGAAUAUUCAGGCAGGAGAAGAAGGAACUGCUGCUAAUUAAGACCGUUGCAACUAAAGAAAUGGAGCAAGAAGAAAAGAAAGAGACACUGUUUCGAGGGAAUACGUUGACAACAAAAUUGAUUGAUCAAUACAUGAAAAUGGUCGCCAUUCCAUAUUUACGGCGGACAAUUAAGGAUGUAAUUAUGAAAAUCAUGGAAUGUAAACAGUCUUGCGAACUCAAUCCUGUAAAACUGGAAAAGGGAACAAAUGUGGUUGAAAACUUGCAGCAGCUUCUCAAAUUUUUAGAGGAAGUAACGGAAUCGAUAUUCAAAUCGGCAGUCGAUUGUCCAAAAUCCCUUCGAUUUAUUUUUCAUUGUCUGCAAACGGCUGCUCACAAAGAGUGGCCUGAGGAGGAGUUCAUUCGAUGCAGAGUUGUUAGUGCAUUUCUCUUUCUGCGGUUGAUUUGUCCUGCAGUUCUCAAUCCUAAACUCUGUAAUCUUCUCGAUGAAACUCCGUCGCCCAUGGCUUCCAGAUCCUUGACACUAGUUGCCAUGUGUUUACAAAAACUAGCGAAUCUCACAGAAUUUGGCCAAAGGGAUCCGUAUCUCACGGCCGUUAAUCCAUUUCUGCAACGAUACAAACCAAGAAUGAUCCAGUUUUUAGAUGACAUUUCGGACGUGACGGAAUACUCAAGUGGUAGUGAAGGCUUACCAUCUGACCAGGCCAGGGAACUUGCAGCCAUCCAUGAUAUUUGUAUACAACAUGAAGAUAAAUUACAGCAAUUAUGCUCAGCGCAGCCGCACGCCCGCAUUCUGGUUGCAAUCACGGAAGGUAUCAAAAAGCAAAAAGAGAAAUACCUAAACGAUGCAGGUAUUAAAGCUUAGAUUAAAGAUGAAAGAAUAAUAAAAGGCUAUAGUAUGCAAGACAUGGGUUGAAUCAGAGGCAGGAUAGAUCUGGAAAGUACAUCGGAAAGAAGUUUGCUGUACCACAGGGCCAAAUCACUGUUUGUUUUUUAUUCGAAAACAAUGGCGUAACGGCGGGAAGUCACUUUGGUAUAAGGUCCCCACCCUUCUUACUAAGCAUAGACUAUGGCAAACUGCUCAACAAUUCCAAAGGGGCUGUUUGCAGCCUGCAAAGGGCUGCGAACAUGUAAUUCUUGGUUUUCCUAUAAACCAUUUUUCGAAAGCAGUAAGGCUUAAAAUUACUCAGUACGGAGUAAGCCGAAAAUUUCCAUAAUUGUCAUUUUUAUUAUGUUCAAUUUGUUGGGGAGAGGAGCAAGAAAGAAUUGUUAAAUGAGUGGGACAACCCCCGUCUUGGAGUCAAGGAGUAUGCGUAGUAAUGAUCAAGCUCAAUGCGCAUGCCCUUGACUUCAAAGCGGAGAGCUUCCUCACUAAUUGAAACAAUUUUCUUUUUCAUUUCCAAAACUGUAACGGAAUUUUUUGGCUUUUUAUUGGUAACGAUUGUAGCCAUGAACACGUUGUGAACAUAGAUAUCCAUAGGGCUUUACCAGCUACCGUUACGCCACUCCGUUCUUAAUACAAAAUUUUCAUUUGAUUAUUUGCAUUUUUUUAGUUUUUAAGCGCCGUGAUAUUUUCAAAUUGAUGAAAUAGUGUUACGUAUAAGUUUGUAAUGACGCUCAGUUUUAUGAGAUUUGUUUACUUCUGGAUUCAUUGUUUAAUUGGUCCUCUCUUUGUUGCGGUAUUUGAAGAAAUCUAACAGAAAAUACACAACUUCACUGCUGUUUCACCUUUUUAGGGUCGACCAGUUUAGAAAAAUGUUUUAAUAUCUUUAAAAAUGCAAGUUAACGUUUAAUAUGCUGAAAUGAAAGGCUCCACCACUUUAACUAAGUUCAAAUUUUCUAAACUGGUUGUCUAUUUGUUAUCUUUAAAUACUGCAUCACUUGUUACAAUUGUCGUUUAAAGUGGUUGGGAAACCCAGAUUGUUCUGCUAAUAAAUGCAUGUUUCCUUUUUACCUAUCUCAAGCGGACAUACCCCCCCCCCUUUCCCCCCUUAAACAACCUUGGGAAGGAAAAUAAUUAUUUCCUAAAAAAUCUUAUUCCCGGUUUCCGUUCCAGCCUACAUUUGUUGUCAUUUUCAAAUCGGAAUCCAACAUUUAUAAGAGUGGGGGAGGAGAGAUGUUGAGUAUGGAAGACGACGAGGUCGUUCCAACACUCUGGACUGGCUUUGUAGAAUCUCUAUAUAUUUUUUUUUAAUUUUUGUAUUUGAAGGCUAGGGGUUUGUUAUCAGUGAUAGGGAGGGACGUUGUGGAAGUGGCAUUGGUAAACUGGGACACCAUCGCCCAGGCAUUUACCCUUUCCAUUUGAAAAAAGGGUGGCGCUAAGAGGGAUACCUAAUUCGAAAUUAGGCCUCUUUUUAAGAGAAUCACAAUUGUUUGUCAGUAUGUUAUCUGGAAAUGCACCCACGUGAUUGGUGUUAAGAUUUUAUCAGUGUAAUAUUUGAUAUUUGUAAAGUAAUCGCCAUUUACAAAUGAAAAGAUGACUAGUUGACGUGAACAGGGAAUACCACGUGACCUGAUUCAUAGGAAGUAAACUUUGUUGCUAUCAUGUGACAGUUUAUAAAACCUUAAACAGUUCAUGAUUUGAAAAAGUGUAGUUCAGGCUGCGUGCCUAUUAAUUUUUUUUGCUAUAAUUUUUCUAUAUUCCCAUGUCCAUAUGUAGAUGUUUUCUGUUUCAUAAAUCGAUUUUUAAAGGGUGAUGGUAAUUCUUAUAAUGAUAAUUAUAUUUAGUUUAUGUGCGGGGAUAAAGCCAGUAGAUUUAUCGACCGUUGGCCGAUUGGGCCCUGGUAUAGUAAUUAUGCGUGCUUUGUUUACUGGCAGUUGACUGCUACGGUAGAUGGUCAUUUUACGGCCUAAGCAGUGAAAGCAAAAUACUAUUGGGUUAAUGUCUGCAUUAACAGAAGGGAUCGGGAGGCUGGCCGCGUAGAUUUUGCUUUUAAUGCAUAUUAAAUGUUAAAAGAACGUUUAGGGUAUCACCGAAAAUGUGGUUAUAACCAGUUUCAUUUUGUACUGUAAUAAAGAAUUAUUAAAGUUUAUAAACAUAAUCUAUAGCUGGAAACUUGAUGGCAUUAUCUUAUAUCCUUUUAGCACCUUGAGGAGAGGUGACUUUUCGCACCUGGGGGGAGGUGAAUUUUCGCACCUAGGGGGGAGGUGAUUGCAAAAGUAAAAUCCACUAUUUUUACCAGUAUUAAGAUGUGUUACUGACCAAGUAAUAAUUUUACCCUUAUCCCUGCAGCCUUCUUUGCCAGAUAAUAAAUAACAGUACCCUCCAACUUCCCAUUUAUCGAAAUGCAGGGUCCCAGUAUAUCACAUAAUCACAAUCCAGCUUUAGAAGUUUGUAGACAAAGUUGAAUGUGAUGCUCUGUUAAUAAAAUACGUGGAUCUAUUUGCCUUAGUUUCAAGUAUAGAAUUUGUAAUAUUGGAUAGAGAUGUUAUAUGAAAAAUUAUAUAUGUGAU
Molecule: messenger RNA, 5535 nt
Organism: Rhopilema esculentum
Lineage: Eukaryota; Metazoa; Cnidaria; Scyphozoa; Rhizostomeae; Rhizostomatidae
Product: ras GTPase-activating protein 1
Biological process (GO): regulation of GTPase activity
Molecular function (GO): protein binding
Source: RefSeq, a predicted model, not a curated record